UCCCUCUCAUUUCGCCUUCUCUCUCUCUCUCUGCAUUGUGUUCAUGUUCUCUUUGACCCACCCAAACCAACCCAGGUCGCUCAAACACUCCUCAGAAAACCAAAUCAUGCAUGCAUGCACCAUGUUUCACGUUCAAUGAAAUCUGUCUCAUCCAUUUUUCAUAGAUCAAAAAGACACCCAUUUUGAAGCUGUUUGUGAUUUUUGAGAUUGCAAAACAUAUAUGUUUAUCUGUAUAUCAAUCUUCUGGGCAGUGGGGAAUUGAAUUUUGAUGAGAGGCCAAAGUAGAAAAAGUAGCGAAAGUAAAAGAAGUAGAAAGCAGCAUAUGCAUCUAUGAAGACAGAGGCAGGGAAGUCUCCUCCACCGCAUUACCGCCUGAUGCAGUUUUCGGUUGAGCUUCGUCUUCUUCUCCGCUUUCUUUACAGAUGGAAUGGCAGAUCCUGUUAGUUCUGCAAAUCAUGAGCGUGACGUUGAGCAAGCAAUCAUUGCUUUGAAAAAAGGUACACAGUUAAUCAAGUAUAGCCGACAAGGGAAGCCUAAGUUUUGCCCAUUCAGAAUUUCUGCGUUGUAUAAACAGGAUGAAACGACACUGAUCUGGUUCUCACGUGGAGGAGAAAGAAAUCUGAAAUUAUCUUCCAUCUCACGGAUUGUCCCUGGACAGAGAACUGCUGUUUUUAGACGAUAUUUGCGUCCUGAAAAGGAUUACUUAUCAUUUUCACUUCUAUAUAACAACGGUGAACGAUCACUUGAUUUGAUCUGCAAGGACAAAGCUGAGGCAGAGGUAUGGUUUGCAGGACUUAAAGCAUUAAUUUCUUCUGGAAAACAGAAUAUUAGACGUACUAGAAGUGAUAUUUCUGAUACACAUGAAGGUGGUAGCUUUACUCAGAAUGGUCGUCCUUUUGGUGCAACUCUAGAAUUCACUUCAAGUAUUUCCCGAAGCAGGGCGUCUCUUGAUUCGAAUUCUCGUGAAUCUACAUUUAGUUCAAAAAGCUCAGAUGUGGGGUCAAAACGUGCAAAUAUGCAACUAAGAACAAGUACUGGAGAUGGUGUCCGUAUUAGUGUUUCAAGCACUCCUAGCUGUUCUAGUGGAGGAUCUGGACCAGAUGACAUAGAAUCGUUGGGUGAUGUUUAUGUGUGGGGAGAGGUUUGGAGUGAUGGGAUUUUUCCUGAUGGCUCUGUGAGCCCAAAUCCUAUUAAAACUGAUGUGCUGAUUCCUAGGCCCUUGGAGACAAAUGUUGUUCUCGAUGUUCAUCAGAUUUCUUGUGGUGUGCGGCAUGUUGCUCUUGUAACAAGGCAAGGUGAGGUUUUUACCUGGGGGGAGGAAUCUGGGGGAAGACUUGGUCAUGGGAUUGAUAAAGACUUUAGCCACCCUCGUCUUGUUGAGUUCCUAGCAGUUACUAAUAUAGAUUUUGUUGCCUGUGGAGAGUUCCAUACAUGUGCUGUAUCUACAUCAGGUGAUUUAUUUACUUGGGGUGAUGGUACCCAUAAUUCUGGACUUCUUGGUCAUGGCACAGAUGUUAGUCAUUGGAUACCUAAAAGGAUUGCUGGUCCUUUAGAAGGACUUCAGGUUUUAUCUGUUGCAUGUGGCACUUGGCAUUCAGCAUUGGCAACUUCCAAUGGAAAAAUGUUCACUUUUGGUGAUGGAACAUAUGGUGUUUUGGGACAUGGAGAUCGCGAGAGUGUUCCAUAUCCCAAGGAGGUACAAUCACUGAGUGGACUGAAGACUAUUAAGGUUGCAUGUGGAGUAUGGCAUACUGCAGCCAUUGUAGAGGUCAUGAGUCAAUCUGGUGCAAAUGUUUCAUCUAGAAAGUUAUUCACCUGGGGUGAUGGUGACAAACAUCGUUUGGGCCAUGGAAACAAGGAUGCUUAUCUUCUUCCCACCUGUGUCUCUUCACUUAUUGACUAUAACUUCCACCAGCUGGCUUGUGGACACACACUAACUAUUGCCCUUACAACAUCAGGUCAUGUUUUUACCAUGGGUGGCACUGCAUAUGGUCAGCUAGGCAAUCCAUUAUCUGAUGGAAAGGUACCUUGCUUGGUACAAGAUAAACUAGUAGGUGAAUUUGUUGAAGAAAUAUCUUGUGGGGCCUAUCAUGUUGCUGUCCUGACAUCUAGAAGUGAAGUAUACACUUGGGGGAGAGGCGCCAAUGGAAGAUUGGGACAUGGAGACAUAGAAGAUCGGAAAUCUCCAACACUAGUUGAAGCUUUAAAAGAUAGACAUGUAAAAAAUAUCUACUGUGGCUCAAAUUUUACUUCAAGUAUAUGCAUCCAUAAAUGGGUCUCUGGAGCAGACCAAUCAGUUUGCUCUGGCUGUAGGCAAGCAUUUGGUUUUACUAGAAAGAGACACAACUGUUAUAAUUGUGGACUGGUGCAUUGCCAUGCUUGUAGUUCCAGAAAAGCAUUGAAAGCAGCAUUGGCUCCAACUCCUGGCAAACCCCAUCGUGUAUGUGAUGCUUGCUUUGUAAAACUUAAAGCAGCUGAGGCUGGUAACGCUUCUAAUGUAAGUAGAAAAAUUACAGCCCCUCGUCAUUCAAUAGAUAGCAGCAGGGAAAGAUUUGAUGGUAGAGAAGUAAGGUCUUCAAGAAUUUUGCUGUCUCCCACUUCAGAACCAGUCAAAUACCUUGAGAUCAAUUCAGGAAAGCAUGGUUCCAGAUCUUUAUCUCCUUCUAUAGUCCGGACUUCCCAAGUUCCAUCACUUUUACCACUGAAAGAUAUUGCAUUUCCAAGUUCGUUAAGUGCUCUUCAAAAUGCUUUCAGGCCUGUUCUACCAUCAUCACCUCGUUCUUCUCUAAACUCAAGACCUGCUUCACCGUACUCUAGGAGACCAAGCCCUCCACCCUCAGCCACUCCUGCAUUUUCUAGGAGUCUUAUUGAUAGUCUCAGGAAGACAAAUGACCUCCUGAAUCAAGAAUUAUCAAAGUUGCAGAACCAAGUGAAAAGUUUGAAGCAGAAGUGUGAAGCUCAAGACUUGGAGCUUAAGAAUUUAAAUCAAAAUGCUAAACGAGCUGCUUCAAUUGCUGAGGAGGAAUCUUCCAAAAUUAGAGUAGCUAGAGAACUCAUCAAGUCUGUUGCAGAACAGCUAAAGGAAGUAACAGAGAAGCUGCCUCCAGAGGUUUCAGACAGUGGAACUUUAAACACCAUGCAUUCUCAAGUUGAAGCUUUUCUACACACAACUGCAACAUCUCAUCAUUCUUCUCUCACAGUCCUUGAGUCUCUUAAAGUGAAAGACAAAAGGGCGCACGGUCAUGUAGAUGUUGCAAGGGUUACGGACUUGUCUCAGAAUGGGAGAAAUUCUCUUCAGGAGAGUAAUAGAUCAUCUGGUUCUAAUACAAGAGGUGCUGUAUCUCAUCAUAGCGCAGAGCAUGGCUCAAUAUCAGAUGAAUCUUCUACAAUGAGGAAUGGAAAGAAAGAGGUUAUUGAACAAUUUGAGCCUGGUGUUUAUGUUACUGUCAUUCUACUUCAAAACGGUACAAAAAUAUUCAAGCGAGUGAGAUUCAGUAAACGAAAGUUUGACGAGCAUCAGGCAGAAGAUUGGUGGAGUAAAAACAAAGAUAGAGUGCUUAAGAGAUACAGUCCACCAACAGCAAGCCCUGCUUCAAUAGGAUCAUCUAGCACUUCAGUGCCUGUUGAUGAGGGAUCACCUAGCACUUAUGCACAUCCUGCUGAUGAAGGAUCAUUUAGCACUUCUGUUCCUGCUGAUGAAGGAUCAUCUAGCACUUCAGCACCUGCCGAUGAAACUCCAGCACCUAUAGAGGAAAAUAGUGAGGCAUUGGCAUCUUCCCAAACUUAAUUUCAUAGCUUAGUCUCUCCUGCCAAUGCCGUGUAGAAAGUUUAUGUAUGUUGCGACCUGCUUUAGAAUAGUGGCAUUGACUAUCCAUUAGGUUUAAACAUAUGCUUGUUCAGAACAAAUUAGGGAGGACUUCAUUUCUGAAAUUGGUACAAAAGAACAAACUCCUCAUUCAAAGUGGAGAAAACAGGACCAUGAAGAUCAUGCAAUUUAGAUUAAAAGCUUA
Messenger RNA from Quercus lobata, 4010 nucleotides. RefSeq names its product PH, RCC1 and FYVE domains-containing protein 1-like. Gene Ontology annotation, molecular function: metal ion binding. NCBI's taxonomy places the organism in Eukaryota, Viridiplantae, Streptophyta, Magnoliopsida, Fagales, Fagaceae. The transcript is spliced from 9 exons. The record is from RefSeq and is a predicted model, not a curated record. Bases 428 to 3787 code for a protein of 1119 amino acids.